Rangifer tarandus platyrhynchus (Svalbard reindeer) is the source of this 324-nucleotide messenger RNA. NCBI's taxonomy places the organism in Eukaryota, Metazoa, Chordata, Mammalia, Artiodactyla, Cervidae. The record is from the annotation of a GenBank genome assembly.
AUGACUGAAAUGGAGCGCCACUCAGAGGAAUCAGCCCAGGCUGGCUCUGGGAACCUCCGGGUCAGCCAAGGCCUGACCACUGAGCUGACACCUGAGCAGGAGACGGGAGACCCGAGGGACCCAGGUGCUCAGAGCCGCCCAGCCCAUCACCAGCUCUCCUCCACACUCUCCCCUUUGAGCCAGCAAACAUCAGCGGAGGCAGCUCAGGGCCAGGGCUGGGCAGGAGCUCGGGGGAGGGUCACGCCAAGGUGUGGCUGCUUCCGCAAGAGCUCAGCGUCUGGAGAAGUGAUAGACACGUCCAUGCAAUCCAAGGACGGCAUGUGA